CUUUCUGUGCAAGCGUCUUCUGUUUAUCUUGGUAACGUGGGCCCUUUUGAGGUGACGCGAUGGGAGAAAGUGCUCGAGGAAGAGGGUAUAGACGAGGUGUUCGUGCCAGACGUUUUGUACCUUACCAUAGUAGAGUGCGCGGACCACGAGGAACUCGAAUCGCUUCAUACCACAGUCACUCAGAACCAGAUCAGUCAGGCUCAGAUGACUCAACGCAGCCUCCUAGUCAUCCAUGGGAGCCUCCAUGUCCCAAUCCAAUGCCCCCACCUGAGCCGAUUAGAGAAACCCCACCAGAGACGAUUAGAGAACCCUCACCCUUAAGAGAACCCCCACCUAAUGGAGACACACGAGAUUUGAGUGCCCCCACGAUGCCCACAGCAAACCAAGAACAGCCCAAACGGAGACGUGGGCCAGCUAAGUGUAUUGAGUUUGAGAAGUUGAGGAAGUAUGGUCCCGUGAUUUUGAAGAUUAAUGACGGUGAAACAGCACCGUGUUGUUCGAACGUAGCGAUGUUCACGGCACGAGUAACGCAAAUCAUAAAACAGCAUUGCGACAUGAGCUAUGCUAGAUGGACUAAUGUGCCGCAGGCACAAAAGGACGAGUUGAUCGACCGUGUGAGAGGUGACUUCGCGUUAGAUUGGGAUCAGGAGAAUCAUAGACUGACUGUCAAGAAGCAGUUGCGUAAGCGGUUCAAUGCAUUCCACCAUGAAUUACACAAAAAGUAUGAAUCGUACGGUAGUCACGAGGAAGCAUUGGCUGCUGGCAGUUCCAUGGUUGAAUUGCAAGUCUGGGUUAAGCUGUGUGAGAGGUGGGGAAGUGAGGAAUUCAAGGUACUUAUUAGUUAAAUUCAUAACAAUCUG
Messenger RNA from Carya illinoinensis, 860 nucleotides. RefSeq lists its product as uncharacterized. Bases 60 to 845 code for a protein of 261 amino acids. The transcript has 4 exons. Lineage: Eukaryota; Viridiplantae; Streptophyta; Magnoliopsida; Fagales; Juglandaceae. The record is from RefSeq and is a predicted model, not a curated record.